Messenger RNA from Arachis duranensis, 1075 nucleotides. Its product is annotated as probable inactive receptor kinase At4g23740. NCBI's taxonomy places the organism in Eukaryota, Viridiplantae, Streptophyta, Magnoliopsida, Fabales, Fabaceae. Gene Ontology annotation, molecular function: ATP binding; protein kinase activity. Gene Ontology annotation, biological process: protein phosphorylation. The record is from RefSeq and is a predicted model, not a curated record. The coding region runs from base 44 to 643 and encodes 199 amino acids. The transcript has a single exon.
AGGCAGGGUUUUGUUAGAUUGGGAAAGUCGGCUAAGGAUUGCGAUGGGGACAGCAAGAGGCAUUGCUCAUAUCCAUGCUCAAAACGGAGGGAAACUAAUCCACGGUAACAUUAAGUCCUCAAAUAUCUUCCUCAACUCCCAGGGAUAUGGUUGUAUAUCGGACACCGGCCUCGCCACAUUAAUUAGCCCAAUACCACCAGCAGCACUAAGGGCAGCAGGAUACCGUGCACCAGAAGUAACCGACACGCGGAAGGCGACGGUUGCAGCUGAUGUCUACAGUUUCGGAGUCCUCCUUCUAGAGCUCCUAACAAGAAGGUCUCCAAUGCACGCCACUGGAGGAGAGGAAGUAGUCCACUUAGUUAGGUGGGUGAACUCUGUUGUUAGAGAGGAGUGGACUGCAGAAGUCUUUGAUGUGGAAUUACUAAAGUACCCUAACAUAGAGGAGGAAAUGGUUGAGAUGCUACAAUUGGGAUUGGCAUGUGUUGCUAGGGUUCCAGAUAAGAGACCAACAAUGGUGGAAGUGGUGAAAGUGGUGGAGGAAAUUCGAUUACAUAGUGGGAAUAGACCGUCCUCGGAAUCUAGAUCAGAGGGUUCUUCUACACCAAAUAGAGGACAUGCUUCCACAUCAAUUAUUACAGAGUGAGAUUCUUCGGUGUAAUUUUUCAUUGAUUUAAAAUUUUGUUGUCGUUACUGGUUAGCACGGGCAAUGAUUUUGGAUAUAUAUUAUUGGUUGCGAAGUUGGUAAGCUACUAGAGUUAGGAAUGCCAAGUCAAGUUGGGUCCCCCAAUUUGGUAAUUUACUAUUUUGUAGUGGUUCAUUUGGUUGUCUUCUAGUUUAGCAGUCCGAGGAGUGAGAAAUAGCGAAUUUCUUUCUCGCUUCCUCGGCGGAAUUGACGGGCGGGUAUAACUCUAUAAACUCCAAAUGUUAUAAAAUUUAGUUUAGUUUAAACUCCAAACUUGCUCCACAUUUUUUAAUGUAGAAUUGGAAUUAGAGUAUGUUUGGUUUGUAGUUUUAAUUUUUUCUGAACAUUUUUGUGAAUAAAAAUUGAUAAAAAUAAAAUGUGAUUUUUUAGUAA